Molecule: messenger RNA, 16233 nt
Organism: Gasterosteus aculeatus aculeatus (three-spined stickleback)
Lineage: Eukaryota; Metazoa; Chordata; Actinopteri; Perciformes; Gasterosteidae
Source: RefSeq, a predicted model, not a curated record
GGACGAGUAGGAGGAGGAGGAGAAGGAUGAGAUGAAGAGAAGCUGCUGUCUCUUCUCUCUCGUCUUUCCAUCACUUUAAAAGAAAAAAAGACAAAAGAGAGAGAGACAGAGAACAACCAAAAGAAAGGACACGGAUAUACAUUCAAAUGUAAAAGAUACCCUACUCUUCUCCAUUCUCCUUUUCAAGGAGGGCAUUUUUCUUCCCUUUCCCCCCCUUUCCUUUUCUACCCCACUUUUUACCACUGAGAUCCCGGUUUUGUCAAAUUACAGCCACUGAACUUCUCUGGGAUUUCAGGUGAGGCACGCGUGUGUAGUGUGUGGUGCUCAUACAAACAUUUUUUAUUGCCUAUCAUGGCUCACGCGGCCUCUCAAUUGAAGAAGAAUCGGGGGGAAGUGGAUGUGAAUGCAUUAGAGGACGAGAAGGAGAAGCGGAGGAAGAGCAGGAGAGCAGCGUCCCGGGAACAAAAGAGAAAGUCCGACAACAAUGCCAGUUACUUGCGAGCUGCCCGGGCGGGAAACCUAGAAAAGGUCCUUGACUACGUCAAGGGCGGAGUUGAGAUCAACAUUUGCAAUCAGAAUGGUCUAAACGCUCUCCACCUGGCCUCUAAGGAGGGGCACGUGGAGGUUGUGGCCGAGCUGCUGAAGCUGGAAGCAGAUGUGGAUUCAGCCACAAAGAAAGGAAACACUGCUCUGCACAUAGCCUCGCUGGCCGGACAGACGGAAGUCGUCAAAGAGCUGGUCACUAACGGAGCCAAUGUCAACGCACAAUCACAGAAUGGCUUCACUCCUCUGUACAUGGCGUCCCAGGAAAACCACCUGGAGGUGGUGCGGUUCCUUCUGGAGCACAGCGCCAGCCAGAGUAUGGCCACCGAGGACGGCUUCACGCCUCUGGCGGUGGCCCUCCAGCAGGGCCAUGACCAGGUGGUCUCCUUGCUGCUGGAGAACGAUACAAAGGGCAAGGUACGCCUACCUGCCCUGCACAUCGCUGCCCGCAAGGAUGACACCAAGGCCGCGGCCCUGCUCCUGCAGAACGACCACAACGCAGAUGUGGAGUCCAAGAUGAUGGUGAAUAGAACAACAGAGAGCGGUUUCACCCCCCUCCACAUCGCGGCUCACUACGGCAACAUUAACGUGGCCACCCUUCUGCUGAACAGAGGAGCAGCUGUGGACUUCAUGGCCCGGAACGACAUCACGCCGCUUCACGUGGCCUCAAAAAGGGGCAACAGCAAUAUGGUCAAGUUGUUGCUGGACAGAGGGUCCAAAAUAGACGCAAAGACCAAGGACGGUCUGACGCCUCUUCACUGCGGGGCGAGGAGCGGGCACGAGCAGGUGGUGGAGAUCCUGCUGGACCGCGGAGCUCCUUUCCUGUCCAAGACCAAGAACGGGCUGUCGCCGCUCCACAUGGCCACUCAGGGGGACCACCUGAACUGCGUCCAGCUGCUGCUCCAAAACGACGUGCCGGUGGACGACGUCACCAACGACUACCUGACGGCGCUGCACGUCGCCGCCCACUGUGGUCACUACAAGGUGGCCAAGCUCAUCGUGGACAAGAAGGCCAACCCCAACGCCAAGGCUCUGAACGGUUUCACCCCGCUUCACAUCGCCUGCAAGAAGAACCGGGUGAAAGUGAUGGAGCUGUUGCUGAAACAUGGAGCGUCUAUCCAGGCCGUCACUGAGUCUGGCCUAACGCCCAUCCACGUGGCGGCCUUCAUGGGCCACGAGAACAUCGUCCAUGCGCUGACGAACCACGGCGCCUCGCCCAACACGACCAAUGUGCGAGGAGAGACGUCCCUCCACAUGGCGGCCCGGGCGGGUCAGGCGGACGUGGUCCGAUACCUGCUCAAGAACGGAGCCAAGGUGGAGACCAAGUCCAAGGACGACCAGACAGCGCUGCACAUCUCCAGCCGGCUGGGGAAAGUCGACAUCGUCCAGCAGCUGCUGCAGUGCGGCGCCUCGGCCAACGCCGCCACCACCUCGGGCUACACCCCCCUUCACCUGGCGGCCCGCGAAGGACACCAGGACGUUGCCGUCAUGCUGCUGGAGAACGGAGCCUCUCUCUCCUCCUCGACCAAGAAAGGGUUCAGUCCCCUGCACGUGGCAGCAAAGUACGGCAAGAUGGAGGUCGCCAGUCUGCUCCUACAGAAGAGAGCUGCGCCGGAUGCUGCUGGAAAGAGUGGGCUAACUCCGCUGCAUGUGGCCGCUCACUACGAUAAUCAGAGAGUGGCUCUGCUGCUGCUGGAUCAGGGAGCUUCCCCACAUGCUGCCGCCAAGAACGGCUACACGCCGCUCCACAUCGCUGCCAAAAAGAACCAAAUGGACAUCGGGACCACACUGCUGGAGUACGGCGCCGACACCAACGCAGUGACGCGGCAAGGCAUCAGCCCCAUUCACCUGGCGGCCCAGGAGGGCAGCGUGGACCUGGUGUCCCUGCUGCUGACCAAGAACGCUAACGUCAACAUGUGCAAUAAGAGCGGACUCACACCACUGCAUCUGGCGGCGCAGGAGGACAAGGUCAAUGUGGCAGAAGUCCUUCUCAACCACGGGGCUGAUGUCAACCCGCAGACAAAGAUGGGUUACACUCCGCUGCACGUGGCCUGUCACUACGGCAACGCAAAGAUGGCAAACUUCCUGCUGCAGAACCAAGCCAGAGCCAAUGGCAAAACCAAGAACGGGUACACUCCUCUACACCAGGCGGCUCAGCAGGGCCACACCCACAUCGUCAACCUGCUGCUUCAGCGCGGCGCCUCGGCCAACGAGCUCACCGUGAAUGGGAACACUGCCCUGUCGAUCGCCCGUCGCCUCGGAUACAUCUCUGUGGUGGACACCCUGAGGCCCGUGACGGACGAAAACCUGACGACCAUGAGCACAUCGGAAAAACACAAAAUCAACGUCCCAGAGACCAUGAAUGAGUUCCUCGACAUGUCCGACGAUGAAGUCUGGGCCAAUAAGGCAGAAAACCUCAACGAGGAGUCUUUUUCACAGAUCAUUGAAGGUGAGGAUGCGUUGACCGGGGACACGGACAAAUACCUGCGGCCCCAGGACCUCAAGGAGCUGGGGGACGACUCUCUCCCUCAGGAGGGCUACAUGGGCUUCAGCAUAGGAGCCCGCUCAGCCAGCCCUAGACUCAGCCUGCGCUCCUUCAGUUCGGAUAGGUCCAACACGCUCAACCGGAGCUCCUAUGCGCGGGACAGCAUGAUGAUCGAGGAGAUCCUGGCGCCCACAAAGGACACGCUUCAGAGUGUCUGUAAAGACAUUUCCUACUUGGUCGACCCUCUCAAUAAGCACCUGGCCGUGACCAGAGAAAACGGUUCCGAGUACAUGCGGCGUUACAGCUGGACCCCGGACACAGUGGACCACAGUCACAACACCGUGUCCAGUCCCAUUCACUCCGGCCUCUCCUCCCCGCUCCCUCAGUAUGACUCCAGGUUCCUGGUCAGCUUCAUGGUGGACGCCCGCGGUGGCUCCAUGAGAGGCAGCCGCCACAACGGCAUGCGCAUCAUCAUCCCUCCCAGGAAGUGCACGGCGCCCACGCGCAUCACCUGCCGCCUGGCCAAGAGGCACAAGCUGGCCUACCCUCCGCCCAUGGUGGAGGGAGAGGGGUUGGUCAGCCGGCUGGUGGAGGUCGGACCGGCCGGGGCUCAGUUCCUCGGCCCUGUGAUUGUGGAGAUCCCUCAUUUUGGGUCCAUGCGGGGGAAAGAGAGGGAGCUCAUCGUGUUGAGGAGUGAAAAUGGCGACACGUGGAAGGAGCACCAGUCUGACGCCAGGCCGGAAGACCUGUUUGAUCUGCUCACGGGAAUGGAUGAAGAGCUGGACAGUCCUGCCGAGUUGGAGAAGAAGCGCAUUUGCCGCAUCGUCACCACCGAUUUCCCUCAGUAUUUUGCCGUGGUGUCACGGAUCAAGCAGGAGUCCAACCACAUGGGUCCCGACGGAGGCAUGCUGUCCAGCAGCACCGUGCCCAUGGUCCAGGCCUCGUUCCCGCAGGGGGCGCUCACCAAGAAGAUCCGUGUCGGCUUGCAGGCGCAGCCUGUGCCAGACGACAUGGCGAGGGCGGUGCUCGGGAACCGAGCCACCUUCAGCCCCAUCGUCACCGUGGAGCCCAGGAGGAGGAAGUUCCACAAGCCGAUCACCAUGACGAUCCCCGUCCCGCCGCGAUCGGCAGAAGGCCAUCCCAGCGGCCACCGAGGCGACGCUGCGCCCUGCCUGCGUCUGCUCUGCAGCAUCACAGGAGGGACGUCCCCGGCCCAGUGGGAGGACAUCACAGGAACCACGCCGCUGUCCUUUGUGACCGAUUGCGUUUCCUUCACCACAAAUGUGUCGGCCAGGUUCUGGCUCGCAGACUGUCACCAGAUUCCUGAGACGGUGAGUCUAGCGUCUCAGUUAUACCGGGAGCUGAUCUGCGUGCCGUACCUGGCCAAGUUUGUGGUCUUCGCCAAGAUGAACGACCCGGUUGAGGCUCGGCUGCGCUGCUUCUGCAUGACGGACGACAAAGUGGACAAGACCCUCGAGCAGCAGGAGAACUUUGAGGAAGUGGCCCGUAGCAAAGACAUCGAGGUGCUUGAGGGCAAGCCCAUCCACGUGGAUUGCUACGGCAACCUGUCCCCUCUCACCAAAAGUGGCCAACAGCUGGUGUUUAACUUCUUCUCCUUCAAGGAAAACCGGCUUCCUUUCCAUGUCAAGGUCAGAGAUAUGGGCCAGGAGCUAUGUGGUCGCCUCUCCUUCCUGAAAGAGCCCAAAUCCAGUAAAGGCCAUCCACAGGCUGCCAUAUGCAAUUUGAAUAUCACACUGCCAACCCACAAGAAGGAUAUGGAGUCUGAUCCUGAUGAUGAGACUGAAAAGCCAGAACGACGUCAUACCUUUGCCUCCUUAGCUUUGCGUAAGCGCUACAGCUAUUUGACCGACCCAGCAGCGAAAACAACUGAUCGAAGCUCGCCGAGAACACAGCCUUCUAGCUACCCUCACAAACCUGUCUUUUCAACGAGAUCUUAUCAGGCGUGGUCGCCUGUUCCUGUCGCCGUCCCUUGCCAAGCCAAGUCUGGGUUUGGCUCCCUCUCCAGUUCGUCAUCCAACACGCCCUCUGCCUCUCCAUUAAAGUCUGUCUGGUCCAUCAACUCUGCCUCUCCCAUCAAGACAAACAUCCCGGGAUCACCUGCCUCUUCCGUAAAGUCAGUUAGCGACAUGGCCUCUCCCAUCCGAUCUUACAGAACCAUCUCCUCUCCCAUAAAAACUGUAGUCCAGCAAGCCCAGUACCCAGGGCAGGUCAGCCACAGUCCCCUGGCCUCACCAGGUAGAAGCGCCCCAGAUACUAUAUCCAUGAAAGGACUGGCAGCAUUGUCCGCUAGGACCUCACCUAUAACUGUCUCUGGACCAGGAAGCCCACUUCUUGAGAGAACUUCAAAAAGCAUGACCCCUCCAACCUCUCCCAAAUCUUCCCUGAGUAUGUUCAGCUCACCCCUGUCAUACAAGACCGUAAUGGGGGGCUCUUGUGGCACAGGAUCUUCCUCCUCGCCCAUAAAAACAGUCCCCGGUCUCUCCUCUGUGCGUUCUUUUGCCGCAGACGUCACUGGCCCCGCAAGAAACCUGUUCUCCUCCCUUUCGUCACCACUCAAAUCCAACACUCCACCGAGUGCCGCAGCUCUGAUCAAUGGAACUGUGUCACCUACGCAGUACCGCUCUUCAUCCCCCACGUCUCUUCUCGCGAGCAGUCUUCAAGAGAGAAUACAAGCAACCACCAACGCUGCGACUACAAGUGUCAAUGCAGCUUUUGAUGAGGUGGAGAAAACAUUUAAUUCUUGUUCUGCAGGCUAUGGCACCUUAAAGUCCAUGUCCUCUUCAGCAUCCUCCUCAUAUCAGUCCAUUAGAUCAUCGGCUUCAAAUUCCCUCUAUGCCUCCCUGAGAUCCCCUCCCAACAACACCACCACUACUGUAACAUCCAAUACAACGACUGUCCCAGUGUACAGUGUUAUUAAUGUGCUGCCUGAGCCCCAGUUUAAAAAGUUACCUGAGGUGUCCAAGUCAGCUGUUGCCCUUCUGUCCCCGCGGAAGACUGUGCCCGUUGAGGUGAACGCUCACAUGCAGUCUUCCUUUGCCAGAACUCUCUCCCCAAUCAAAUCGCCUCUUUUUUCUGCUGGCCCCAAAUCAAAUACCGCGUCGCCUCUUUCGUCGAGCCAAGAGAUUCUGAAGGAUGUGGCCGAAAUGAAAGAGGACUUGAUACGAAUGUCAGCCAUUUUGCAGACAGACCCCAAUUCCACUGCUAACAAAGGAUUUCAGUCAGAUUCCCCUAAAGAGGCUCGGGCAGAGGAUGAGGAGCCAUAUAGAAUUGUGGAGAAAGUAAAGCAGGAUUUGGUAAAAGUGAGUGAAAUUCUCACCAAAGAUGCUAUUAAGGAUGGAAGAGUUUCCCUUGCAAGAGGUUCUUUGGAUGACAUACACUUCUCAAAAGUACAAGUCGAACAACCGCCAAGCAACUGGAGCUAUCCACCAAGAUAUGAGACCGUCGUUCCUCAAGCCAAGUCCAAAACCAUACCAGAUAGAGAUUUCAAUCUCUCCAAAGUGGUUGACUACCUGGCCAAUGAUGUUGGCAGCAGCUCUUUCUCCAAAACGCAUGACACAAAACAUAAAGCAGAUGAGGGAAAGAGAGAAGGACAGGGCAAGGAGAAGCAGAAACGCGUCCUCAAACCCACCAUAGCAGUUCAGGAGCAUAAGCUCAAAAUGCCUCCAACAAACAUGCGCUCAUCACCUUCAGACAAAGAGAUCAGUAAAGUAGCAGAUUCACUUUUUGACACUGUGCUAGACUCCCCUGAUGAUAUCUCACAUGAACAGGAUAAAAGCCCCCUCUCCGAUAGUGGCUUCGAGACCCGUAGUGAAAGGACACCCUCUGCUCCUCAGAGUGCAGAGGGCAUGGGCCCCAAGGCCCUUUUUCAGGAUAUCCCAGUUCCCCCAGUAAUCACUGAAACUAGGACUGAGGUUGUCCAUGUCAUCAGGAGCUACGAGCCCCCGGAGGAUAAUAAACAACCCGCAAUGGAGGAUGCACAUCCCGUCAGAUAUAUUGAUUCAGAUUCUAAAGGGCAUCAAGCUUCAUCUACUGCAGAUCAGAAUAAAUGCUAUUCAAUAAAAGUCAGCCCAGAUGAGGAUCCAAUGGGGAAAGGGAUGAGGGUAAAGGAGGAGACUCACAUCACCACCACCACCAGGAUGGUGUACCACAAACCGCCUGGUAAAGAGACAGCAUCAGAAAGGUGUGAGGAAACUAUGUCCGUACAUGAUAUAAUGAAGGCUUUUCAGUCAGGCAAAGACCCUUCUAGAGAGCUGGCUGGGCUGUUUGAACACAAGACCGGCAAUGAGGAAACGUCUCAACGGGUCCUCGAGGACAUACACUCCAAACCUAAGGUUGAAAGAAUAAUUGAGGUUCACAUUGAAAAGGGAAGUAAAACAGAACCAACAGAGGUCAUCAUCAGAGAGACAAAAAACCAUGCGGAGAAGGAAAUGUAUUACUACCCAGGAACUAGACAGGAAGACGAAGAGCCUGAAGAAUCACUUCCAGUUUACCUUGACUGCCCCAGAGUGCACACACCCAUGUCCCAAGAGGAAGACAGUCGUCCUAGUUCAGCCCAGCUCUUGGCAGAUGAAUCUUACAAAGCACUGAAGCUAUUAAGCCAGCAAUCCGUAGAGUACAAUGAGGAUGAAGCCUCAGAGCUUAGGGGAGAAUCUUAUAAUUUUGCAGAGAAAAUGCUGCUCUCUGAGAAAUUUGACCAGUCUCAUUCUGAUACGGAGGAAUAUCUGAGGGAUAGAUCUCGCUUCCACUCGCCAGACAGAAGCACUCACAGUGAGGGUAGAUCAGUUGCACCAAGGACAGAGUAUGUCUUUAGGUCGUCCAGAAAUGUGUUUGACAAAUCUGGAAGAAUGGCCAAUGUCGACGAUAACUUUGACAAACUGACGCUUUUGCAGUAUUCAUCUGAGCCUGGCAGCCCGAAACAAUCCGUUUGGAUGCGUGUGUCGGAGGACACAAAGAGUAAGGAGGGAGAACAGCUCAUGUAUGAGGACAGAGUGGACAGGACUGUAAAGGAGGCGGAGGAAAAACUCAGUGAGGUAUCUCAAUUCUUCCGUGAUAAAACCGAACAGCUCAACGAUGAGCUCUUGUCUCCAGAAAAGAAGUCUCGAAGACCAGACUUCAGAGAAUCUCGAUCCGGGCCCAGUUCCACACACAGCAGUCCAGAAAGGUCAGCUUAUAGGAAUGGAGGUAGUGGGGAAGAAUGGAGUAGAGAAAGGCUUCGAGACAGGUUCAGCUCCGGUGAUAGAAAAUGUGCCAGUUUGCCGAGCAGUCCAGAGAGGAGAGUAUUGCCGCAGUACAGCGAGUCAGACCCAAAAAAAACAGGAGAUACUAAGUCACAGGGAAGCACAGGUGAAGGCCCCAAACCUUUUCAAAUGUCUUCGUCGAAAGUGAGUGCUGUGAGGUUAAAGUUUGAACAAGAGGCACAAAAGCAAGAUAGGAGUCCUCAGAGUGGCCAAAAUUCAAAUCCUCCUAUCAGGAAACUCCAGGAAACUAAGCUACCCGUGUAUCAGGUGUUCGCUGGUCCAAACAUUCCAAAAACACCAGACAGUCCAGGAAACCAGAGGAGACGUCUAGAUAGCGAAUCAAACAAGUUCUCAACCAAGCACGAGACCAGUGAAAAAGAUCAGGAAGGGAAGACGUUAUUCAAAGCAUGGGAGAGUCAAGACUAUGGGAACUAUAAAUCCCAGUCCCCCAAAUUAACUCCGUCUCUAAUCCAAGAUUCUAUAAAAGACAGCAAGAAUAGUGAUUCACAAAUACAAGAAACUACCAAGAAAAUAAUCUACACAGAAUUUGUUGUCCGAGAAAGUCCAAAUAGCAAUGAUAGUCUAAAAAAAAACUCGGAAUCACAAAUUCCUAUAAGAAAGCCAUCUAAUUUCCCCGAAAAUCAAAAAUCCACCACUUUAAAAUUAGAUGCCUCUGUUGAACCCCAUGAGAGGACAGGCUCUCAUAUACCAACUUUAACUAGAAAUCGGUUACACAGUAGCUCUGAAUCCAACAAGUCUACUCGUGGAUCAUCACUAGGAAAAUCCACUGACUCAUCCGACGGUAGCCUGUCGAAUGUCGUGUGUAACGGUGUUGAUAGUGACCAAGUAGAGUAUUUGGAUGAACUAACUCCUGUAGUUGUCACAGAGGGUUUCAAAGACAUUACACCCUUACCUGUGUAUGUUAGCAUCCAAGUAGGAAAGCAGUAUGAAAAAGAAACGGCCUCAGGGCAGCUGGGGACAUACAAAAAGAUCGUAAGCCAUGAGAGUAGGACAGUGCAUGAGACAAGGGGUGCAUUUUACACUGUAAAGCAGAAGCAGCCUCCAUCUCCUCAAGGGAGUCCCGAAGAUGACACGCUAGAACAAGUUACUUUCUUGGACAGCUCUAGGAAAAGUCCUGUUACCCCUGAGACCCUCAGCUCCGAGGAAGGGAGUCUGGCCUCAAGAAUACCAGAAUCUGUGAUAGGAUUUAUGCCUGCAAUGCCAGGCCCUAUCCUAGAGGAAUCUGAGGAGGAAGAAGGGAAGACCUUCAUCUACAAGGGGCCCUCGAAGGAAAAAUCAAAGCCAGCUCUCUCAGAAAAUCCCAGUAGAAAACAGGAUACAGAGAGACAAAAGACAAGGGGCAAAAGAGUGGCGUACAUCGAGUUCCCACCUCCUCCUCCUUUAGAAGCAGAGCAGUCCGACCCUGAGAAAAGGGGCUCUUGUGCUUCUUCUGAGGCAGAGACAGAAAUGAUCGAGGUGAACCUCCAAGAGGAGCAUGAUAGGCACCUCUUAGCAGAGCCUAUUAUCAGGGUCCAGCCUCCAUCCCCUGUUCCCCCUGGAGCUGAUAACAGUGACUCCAGUGAUGAUGAGUCUGUCUUCCAUCCCAUCCCUCUAAAAAAGUACACUUUCAAAAUGAAAGAAGAGGGAGAGAAACAGCCUAAAAAAUCAGAGAAAAAAGAGAUUAGUAGGGAGUCUGAGAUCAAUGGUGUCGUAAAGGAGGAGGAUGCUGACUUUGACCAAAAUGGCAAUGACCAGUCAGUCACAGACUGCUCCAUAGCAUCCACUGCUGAGUUCUCGCAUGACACAGAUGCUACUGAAAUUGACUCUUUAGAUGGGUAUGACCUUCAGGAUGAGGAUGACGGACUAAGUGAGGACCCUAAAACGUCUAGUCUGUCCAAUGACGGCAAAACCACUGACCGCUCCUUUAAUCAGUCUAAGCUUGAAGUGAUAGAGGAAGAGAAAUGUGAAGAAGGGGGGGAUACUGGAAUGGCUAAAACCUCAGCCAGUGGAGAGGAGAAAGAUUAUACCCUUGAAGGAAGACAUCCAGAAAGGCAGACUUUCGCAGAUAACUACUUUGGCUAUCAACUUGAAGAGGAGCUGAAUUCAACCUUUAAAACUGUUGCCACCAAAGGCCUGGACUUUGACCCCUGGUCAACCAAAGGGGGCGAUAGCGACGGAGUUUUUGAGUCCAAAACAAAAGAUGAGGACCCAAAACCUUUUGGUUUAUCGGUGGACGACAAAUCACAGGCUACAACACCAGACACAACCCCCGCUCGAACACCGACUGAUGAGAGCACACCAACUAGUGAGCCUAACCCCUUCCCUUUCCACGAAGGGAAGAUGUUUGAGAUGACCCGCAGUGGUGCUAUUGACAUGAGCAAACGGGACUUUGUUGAAGAGAGGCUUCAGUUUUUCCAGAUUGGUGAGCAUUCCUCUGACCCUAAAACAGGGGAAAAGGGGAGAGGGGGCAAGAUCCUGGGGGUAAUUUCCUCUCAGUCAGGGGAGAAGGUUAUAGAUACUACCACAGACAGCAGCACACCACCACCACCAACAACAACAGCAACAACAACAACACCACCACCAGCAGCAACAACAGCAAAAUCCUGUACUGCACAGUCUGGCGGUACUGAUGCCCCCACCUGUGAAGCCAUAGCUGAAACCUCCUCAUGCACAAUCACAGCCUCUAAGGUUGAUCCCAAAUUACGCACUCCUAUUAAGAUGGGCAUAGCUGCCUCCAUAACUGUGAAAAAAGACUCUGGGGAUCUCACCAAUUGUAAAGCUGAGGUGACAGAGGGUCAGAUAGUGCCAGAAUACAUCAGUAUAGAGGGUACAGAAAGCCAGACUAGCAGACACACUGGGCCGAAGUUAGAGAGACAAGAUUUCCCCUCUGAAAACUGCAACAACAACAAUAACCUUGAGGCCUCCAGUGUUCAGGCCAACUACAUCCAAUGCGGUAGUGUGGUGUUUAAUUUGCAGUCCUCCUCUGAGCCCACUCUUCAAAAAGCUAGUAGGAUAGAGACACUGGGCUGCAGGGAUGAAGAGGAGGGAGCGGAAGUAACCAGCAGUGGUCAAGUGCAGGAGCAGAAAAAUGAAACCGUCAAAGACAGUGAAGUGAAGCAGCCCAAGUCAAGGCUACCAGUUAAAGCCUCGGGUUGGUCAUUUCACACGCAGGGAACAGCCAUAGGCAAACAGAAGCCCAAACAAGCAGUGAAGGUCGAGGUCAGGAAGAGACAAAAGCCAGCCAUAGCCAAAGUAGAACCCAGGUCCAGAAUACCAAUCAAGGAUGUUAAAAAGAGCAGCCCUGCUGCCACAGCCAGUCCACCUGUUUCAGCCCGCGUCCCCUCGCAGCCAACAAGGGCAUUGGACACAGGGAGAGCAGCCAUACAGUUGCCCACGAGGUUACCACUGAAAGAUAGACAUCAGGUCAGCAAAGUGAAACCCGAGGGAGCGUGCAGACAGGACAGACAGGAGAACCCCAGCGAGGUUUGUAAGCGCACGAUCGAAUACUUUAAAGGCAUUAGCGGGGAGACGCUAAAGUUGGUGGACCGCCUGUCAGACGAGGAGAAAAAGACGCAGACAGAGCAGUCGGAGGAAGACAGCACCUCCCGGAGCACCUCUCUGUCGGACGCCUCCCAGCCUUCCCAGCCCUCCCAGCCCUCCCGCUCAUCCAGGUCUGGUAGAGGUUCGAGGGCUGAGGCCGGGGCCGCGUCCGUAAGGGCAAAGGUGGCGACGACGGACAGGGCCUCCGGCAGUGAGAGGAGCAGGAGGAGUAGGCGGACUGGUGGGAAGGAGGGCAGUCAGGGACUCACAGGGUCUCGAACGCCUCCCGUCGCGGAGAUCAAGCCUAGUCCCCAGAGUCCCUGUGAGCGAACAGACUUGCGUAUGGCCAUCGUCGCAGAUCACCUGGGACUCAGUUGGACAGAGUUGGCUCGGGAGAUGAACUUCACAGUGGAUGAGAUCAACCACGUCAGGCUAGAAAACCCCAACUCUCUGACAGCCCAGAGCUUCAUGCUACUUAAGAAAUGGGUCAGUCGGGAAGGAAAGAACGCCACAACGGAUGCCUUAACUUCAGUGCUGACCAAAGUCAAUCGGAUGGAUAUUGUCACUUUACUGGAGGGCCCAAUAUUUGACUAUGGUAACAUUUCAGGCACGAGAUGUUUUGCCGAUGAUAACGCUGUUUUCCGGGAUCAGGCUGAUGAUUAUCAGAGCAUUCUAGCGGAGCUGCAGUCCCCCGCUGCACUGCACUCCGACCCCAACUUCCUGGAGCCCGAACUCCCCGUCACCCCCAACCCUUCCCUCGCCCGCCUCCAACACCACCAUUACCCAGAACCAGACAGCCCUUUGCUCGCCGACUCCCCCGCUCAGCCCCUCCCCUGGAGCCCGGAGAUAGAGCUGGACGGCCCCCCUAGGAGCCCCCCCAGACCCUGUGAGCUGGCCCUGUCUGUCCCGGUCUUUGUACUCCCUGACCCUGUCCCUCCCAAGGUGGUGAAGCCCCACAUCGCUCUGAACGACCAGCUGCUUUUGAGCGAGGAGGAGGACAGGUCCUGUCACGAAAUGGCGUUUAGCCACAAGCCCAGGUCACACUGCCCCCCUGCCAUGUGUGAGCUAGACAUCGACAUGGCUUACUCAACAUCUUCCCCUUCACUCUCAUCCGUAUCAUCAAUAACCCCUUCGUCGCCCGAGAGGAGAGAUGGGAGAGUGCAGAUGGGCUCCCCCGAUGUGGCACAGGGCGAUUUGUUUCUUAAAGGACGUGAAAAGGAGGUGACAAUGGAAAUGGAGAAGGUUGUCGAGAUGGUCGCAGCGGAGUUGGCGAAGGGAAAUGGAUUAGUGGAAAAGUGGGUAGAGCAGGAAUUGAUCAAAAACGUGGAGAGAAAAUGUGAGAUGAUAACACAAGACAGGCCCACGUUGGCAGAGGAGAACGACAUUUUGAAGGAACCUGAAGUGGAAAAAGGUUGCACCGCAAUAGAGGCAGAGGCUGCCAAACAGGGUAUAGAUGAAGCAGCUGAGGAUCAAAAAGUUGAUGGGGUCAGCGGGGAAAUGGUCCACCAGGACGUCACGCUGCAGUUCAGAGAUGAAGAAGGGUUGUGUGGCGGUAAAGGAGACAUUUGCGGUACAACAGAAGAGGACCGGCCAGCCGAGGGACGCGCGGUUACACCGAUCUCUCCUCAGGCCUGGGUUGAGGCCCUGGGGGAACGUCAGCCCAGUGAGUCCGAGUCCAGCGGGCAGGAAGAGGAGGGAAACCGAGACAAGGAAAUCCCAGAGGAGGCCUCUCUUUUGGAGGAGGAGGAGAAAGAAGAAGGCUCAGAGGAGAAGGAGGAGGACAGAGAGAUGAUGACCCAGGCCAGUGUUCAGGAGAUUCUUGAUCAGGUUGAACAGGCAGAACAAAAAGUGUGUUCAUUUUCAGGUUGGCACAGUGAUACGUCCAGCGUCAACGUGGAACCACCGACGCCAGGCCGCAGCGUCAGCUCCGAACUGCUCGACAGGCGGGAAAGAGAAACUCCAGCGAGUCCGUCACUUUCUUCGUUCCAGAGGGGAGUCAGCGAGGUCCCGACAGAAACGGGCAACAACUCCAAGCACGCGCUUCAGGAGCGCUCGGCGAAACGGCAGAAAGCAGAGGGAGCACUGGUGUCGGAGAGAAAAGUAAAGGGAGAACAAGCAAAGAAUAUCCCGGGCGAGACAAUGACCGAAGAACACUACGUGGACCACGACGGUAACCUCGUCAGUAGAAAAGUGAUCAGGAAGGUUAUUCGGCGAGUUUCUAGUCCCACACCAGGACACCAAGGAAGUGACAGAGAGCACCGACACCUUCUGCACAGUCCCCCUCUGCAGGAAGACGGGUCAGAGUUUGGAGAAGGUUCCAGGAAUACCAGGCGAAAGGAUGACAGAAGAUCAGGGGAUAAGAAGCUCCACUCAUAGGGACGGUUGUGCUCUACCAGUUUUUUGUGUGUUCCAGACGAACAGAAACAAAGUCUGAUGUUUCCUGGGAAAAGGAGUUCAGAGAGCUGAAGUGUGACGGCUUCAGGGUCCAGUCCGCUUCAGACAAACGUUUUUCACGUGAGAGGAGUUUGAGCCUUCAGACUUACGCAUGAGCAUGAGAAAAACUCACUUCCUGUCGACGAGAGAGGCCGCGAGGCUCCGGCCUCCUGACUGCAGUGGACCCGCGGACAAUGAUUCUGCUUCCUGUCUUGUGUGAAAACGAAACGUGCCAUCGGCCCACCGGUGUCGUCCGCGCUUUACUUGAGGAGCACAAUUUGUGGUGAAAACGAUAAAAGACGCCAUUACUGACGCCCGCACAGGUGUACCUGUGACCAAAGAUGGCACAAGAGCUAAAUCCACAAGGUGGGUGGAAAAGAAUAAAGUAGACACAAUAACACAAAAAAAAAAAAAAAUCCAAUGGAACACUUCUGCUCCAAGUUCAACACUCGCCUUAUAGUUUUUUCUUGAAACCAUUGUUGUCGGGAUGUAAAUUGUUUUGGGAUUUUUUUUUUCUUCCUUUUUAAAACUUAUACUAACACAAAAGCGGUUUUCUGUAUAUAAAAUUACAAUGUGUAAAAUUCUUAAUAAAGCGUACGCUUGUGGUUGAGAAUGCACUGAGGAGAUAAACCUUUUCAAGUGCUUUCAAAACUUAUCGAAACGGUUCCACUUUUAAAGAUUUGAGUGUAACUUCACAGGUUCUUGUAUAAUUAACUAUUAGAGCAGGUAUAAUGUUUGUAACAAAGAGAACUGGUUUGAUUUUAAAUAAGGACAUUUCCAGAAAAAUCAAAUUUCAGUAAUUCCCAAAGUGGGAAUGGAUCUAAUCCUACAAAAUGCAGCCUUUCAGAGUACUCCUAUUUUCAUGCAUGCUGUUCACAUUAUUUUAAGUACAACUUUUACAAGUUUGCAAACACUGUAUUCAAUGACAAAUAAACCCCUUUAUCUGUGUGCACAUAUAGCCCUAACAUUUGUCACCGAUUUUAUACUUUGAAAUGGCAAAAAAACAAAAACAACCAUUGAAACAUGUAUCAUGUUGGGAUGAGGAUGAAAAGGAGUUUGAUAGCUGGUUGAGGGCGUGAUGUCUUGUCUGUUAACGUGGAACCGGAGGGCGGCUUCUGCUACAGGAACAAAAUAAUCUGAAUGUACUGCUGGUAGGCUGGCUCGCUGUAAAGUUAUAACCGUAUCGUGCGUAUUGGCUAUAAGAUGUAGGAGUCUCUGUUCACUGUUAGACUUUUUGUAAUCAUUUUCGCAGUGUGUCAAUUUGGUUUUCUAACGGCUGCUGUGGCAUUAAAGGAAAACUAGGGCAUUUUAUUUUCUUAUUUUUGGGGGGUAUUUCCUUAAUUCAAAGCCUAAUCACAUUAAGGACACACAGAAACAUUAUUUGAUUGUAGCUCUGAAUAGCAUAUUGUAUGACAAAAUCACUGGAUGGUCAAAAGAAUUGAUUUAAGCAUUAAAUAAAUUGUUUAACUCUGAAACCGUGUGAUCUUUUUAGGCUUGACAGUCUGCAGUGUCAAAAUGUUACUUUACAUUAGGAAUUCUCUGUAUUGGUUUUCAUUAGAUGCCCAUGUAGUUCAUGUGUGGUGUUCUACUGGUGCAGAGGCUCAGUGUGCUGACGUCUAUGCUGUGGACAUGAAAAUUAUGCGACUUUUUUUGGGGGGUGGGGGGGGUGUAAAGGAAGUCCGCUAGGGUGCUGUACCACAUCCCCUUAUACAACUGUAUCAAUCAGAGGGGAGGGACCUUUGAUAUGGUUGAACUGUCAAUUUUGUUUGAUAUGUGUUUUCACCUGAGCAGAUUUUUUGAUGUACAAUUCUUACUAACAAGAGUGAAGCCAUUGAAAUGUAACUAUUCUAGCACUUUGGUUAUUCGAGGUCUUUUAGAGGCUAUAGCAGCAAUGAUGCCACCACAAAUGUUUCAGACGUCUUUAAAAAAUAAAAAAACCUAAAAAAAAAAUUAAAAUGCAUUGAUUUCGCAAUA